AUGGAAGGCGUAGGUGCCCGUGUGGCGCGAGGUCCAGACUGGAAAUGGGGGAAGCAGGAUGGUGGUGAUGGACAUGUUGGAACAGUCAGAAAUUUCGAAUCGCCUGAAGAAGUUGUUGUGGUCUGGGACAAUGGAACAGCGGCCAACUAUCGAUGUGCUGGGGCGUAUGAUCUUAGGAUUCUGGACAGUGCUCCAACAGGUUACCCCACCCCAACCACUUGCAUUGCAGGCUACCCCACCCCAACCACUUCCAUUGCAGGCUACCCCACCCCCACCACUUCCAUUGCAGGCUACCCACCCCCACCACUUGGAUUAUAUGCUACCCCACCCCCACCACUUGCAUUGCAGGCUACCCCACCCCCACCACUUGCAUUGUAUGCUACCCCACCCCCACCACUUGUAUUGCAGGCUACCCCAACCCCACCACUUGCAUUGCAGGCUACCCCGCCCCCACCACUUGCAUCAUAUGCUACCCCACCCCUAUUACUUGCAUUGCAUGAUACCCCACCCCCACCACUUGCAUUGCAGGCUACCCAACCCCAACCACGUGCAUUGCAGGUUACCCCACCCCAACCACUUGCAUUGCAGGCUACCCCACCCCAACCACUUGCAUUGCAGGCUACCCCACCCCCACCACUUCCAUUGCAGGCUACCCCACCCCAACAACUUGCAUUGCAGGCUACCCCACCCCAACCACUUGCAUUGCAGGCUACCCCACCCCUACCACUUGCAUCGCAGGCUACCCCACUCCAACAACUUAUGCCAUGCUGUGCAGAAAUACGAAGUUCUGAUUCUCACCACUGUUGA
Liolophura sinensis is the source of this 807-nucleotide messenger RNA. RefSeq lists its product as uncharacterized. Gene Ontology annotation, cellular component: cytoplasm. The transcript has 2 exons. The record is from RefSeq and is a predicted model, not a curated record. Gene Ontology annotation, biological process: endocytosis; protein ubiquitination; Notch signaling pathway. Lineage: Eukaryota; Metazoa; Mollusca; Polyplacophora; Chitonida; Chitonidae. Gene Ontology annotation, molecular function: ubiquitin-protein transferase activity; metal ion binding. Bases 1 to 807 code for a protein of 268 amino acids.